UCGGGAAUUAAAAGGAAGAAUUCGUGAUUCCUUGGUGCGAGUGUAGUUUUGCAAUUUCGCAUCAAUUUUUAUCCCCGAAUCUCGUUUAAGUGAUUCACGGAUAGGAAAAGUGUGUCAGGUUUUAUUAAUUCUCUUAUGAUAAUUAACGAGUGAUCGCAUCGCUUAAAAGAGAAACACACAUAUAAGCAAUGUCGACUGGGCCGACUCAUAAAUAUCGUUACAAAAAUGUAGGUCUCGAUUCUCAAGAAUUGAGAAGACGACGUGAAGAGGAAGGAGUGCAAUUAAGAAAACAAAAACGUGAACAACAAUUGUCGAAGCGAAGAAAUGUGCCCAAUAUUGUUACUGACGAUGAUAAUGUUUCUUCCACUACAGAUGAAUAUCCUACAGUCACUACAACUCUACAGCAACCGGUAAUAACACCAGAGAUGGUUCAGGAUUUAUACAGUGUUAAUGUCGAAGAUCAAUUAAUAGCAACGCAAAAAUUUAGAAAGCUGUUAUCACGAGAGCCAAAUCCACCGAUAGAUGAAGUAAUACAAACAGGAAUUGUUCCGAGAUUUGUUGAGUUUCUGAAAAAUAAUGAAAACAACACAUUACAGUUUGAGGCAGCGUGGGCUUUGACAAAUAUCGCGAGUGGAACGUCUCAGCAAACACGCAUUGUUAUUGAAGCUGGUGCUGUGCCUAUGUUUAUAUCACUGCUUGGCUCAUUGGAAUAUCCGGACGUUCAAGAACAAGCUGUGUGGGCUUUAGGAAAUAUCGCUGGGGACAGUCCUGAAUGCAGAGAUCAUGUUCUAAACAAUGGCAUUCUAAUGCCUCUUUUACAAAUUCUAUCGAAAACAACACGUAUUUCAAUGACACGCAAUGCCGUCUGGGCAUUAUCAAAUCUUUGUCGCGGUAAAAAUCCAGCACCAACAUUUUCUCAAGUCGCACCAUGUUUACCAGUUUUGGCACAUCUUCUAAAUCACGAGGAUUGUGACGUUCUUUCUGACACUUGUUGGGCACUUUCCUAUUUGAGCGAUGGACCCAAUGAAAAAAUUCAAGCCGCUAUUGACGCCGGGGUCUGUAGACGCCUCGUUGAACUGUUAAUGCAUGAACAAAACAACGUUAUUAGCGCUGCAUUAAGAGCCGUUGGCAAUAUCGUAACUGGUGACGACGUUCAAACACAAGUGGUGCUGAAUUGUUCUGCCCUUCAAUGUUUACUUCAUUUGUUGGGAUCAAAUCGCGAGAGUGUUCGCAAGGAAGCAUGCUGGACAGUCUCCAAUAUUACUGCGGGCAAUCCUCAACAAAUUCAAGCUGUCAUCGAGGCAAAUAUCUUCCCUAAUUUGAUAGAUAUUUUAGGAAAAGCAGAAUUUAAAACGCGAAAAGAAGCCGCAUGGGCAAUAACAAAUGCAACGAGUGGCGGAACGCCCGAACAAAUUCGCUAUUUAGCGGAGCAAGGAUGUAUUUCGCCAUUGUGCGAUUUAUUGACAGUCAUGGAUCCAAAAAUCGUGCAAGUCGCACUCAAUGGAUUGGAAAAUAUCCUAAGACUCGGAGAACAGGACGCAACUUUACACAACGGUGUAAAUCCUUACGCUGUUCUCAUCGAAGAAUGUUAUGGCCUAGACAAAAUAGAAUUUCUUCAGUCUCAUCAGAAUUUGGACAUUUAUCAAAAAGCUUUUGAUAUUAUUGAACGUUACUUUGGAUCCGAAGAGGAAGACACUAGAAUUGCACCCUCUGUUGAUGCUCAGUCACAACAAUUUCAAUUUCAAACCUCCGACUCCUCUCAAAUACCAAUGCAAGGCUUCCAAUUUUAAAUUUUUCUUUAUAUGAGACAAAAAAAAGUGUCAAUAUAUUCAACACAACAACAUAUUCACUAUUAUUUGGUGAAUCAAAAAAAAAAAAAAUCCUUCCAAAAGAGAAAAAAAAAUACAAUCGAGAGAGCAAUUCAGAAACUUUUUUUUAACGAUUUCAAGUAAAUCUAAAAAUCACGCUUUUCGAGUCAUUGUCAUUCAAACAAAAAAAAAACAGAAAAAAAAACAAAAAAAAUGUUUUCUCAAAUUUUUAUUUACUCAAAUUUUACUGAAAUCUCUUCAAAUUUACAAUUUAAUUCACGAAAUUGUAAUUUCAAAAAAUUUUUUUUGAAAAAAUUCUUUUUUCUUUAAAUUCCGGUUAAAAAAAUCAAGAUUUCAGUAAAAGAUAAUUGAACUUUAGGCUUAAGUAGAAACUGUUAGGUACUAUAAAAAAUACACAUACACACACACUUGGAAAAAUAGUCACAAUGGCGAUAUGGGAUAAAUUUCAAAAAAUUCAAUUUUUCCGAAUAUUCAAAAGAAAAAACGAAAUUAUUAACAUAUGAAGAAUUUUUCCAGUAAUUUUGCAAAUUAAAGUUUAUUAACAAUUUUUAAAUUUAUAAAAAUACAUUCGGUUUUUCUUAUAAAUUCAAUAAGAGUUAAAUAAAAAAAACGGAUGUUUUACUUUCUUGUAUCGUCAUUGAAUUGACUUGAGAAACGAUUGCGAUCGAUUAAUAAAAUAAAAAAAAAAUUGAUGAUAGAGGCAGAGACACAAUCAAUUUUUGACGUUUAGACUGACUCUGAAUUACGGAAUAAUAAUAAUAAUAUUAAUAAUAAUAAAUAAUAAUAAAUAAAAAAAAAAUGAAAACAAAGAACUUGCAGGACAUUUUUUUGCAAGACACUGAUUGACUGAAGUACGCGACUACGUAGCCAAUUACGGACAAGAAAUACGCAACGCGGUACUCAACUCUUACAUUAAGUAGGAAAAAAAAACAUGACCAAUUAAACUUUUUUACUGUAAAUAUCUCGUAAUUUUUGAAAGGAGAAAGCCCUUCUAUACAGAAUGCCCUUAAAAUUGAAUAGAUCAACGAAAACAAUUUCUAUUUAUCGAAAAAGAAAA
Messenger RNA from Leptopilina heterotoma, 2886 nucleotides. It is a transcript of the gene Kap-alpha1, whose product is annotated as importin subunit alpha-7. The transcript has 8 exons. Lineage: Eukaryota; Metazoa; Arthropoda; Insecta; Hymenoptera; Figitidae. The coding region runs from base 189 to 1790 and encodes 533 amino acids. The record is from RefSeq and is a predicted model, not a curated record. Gene Ontology annotation, molecular function: nuclear import signal receptor activity; protein binding. Gene Ontology annotation, biological process: NLS-bearing protein import into nucleus. Gene Ontology annotation, cellular component: nucleus; nucleoplasm; cytoplasm.